AUGCUGCCUACCGGGGAACCUACCUCUGGAUCCGUGCCCUUGCGCCAGGGCCACUUUCUCCUGGAGCCGGAGCCUCCGCCGGCGGCGGUACCUGCUGCCAACGCGAACACCUCUAAUACAGGUGACACUAGAUUUGAUGCAUCACAGUAUGCUUUUUUUGGCAACAAUGUGCUGGAGGACAUUGAACUAGGUGGAUUCGAAGAUGAUAACGACAGUAAUGCUGCUUUCACUGGACUCGAUGAUUUAGAGCGCCCACGUUCUUCUCAAGAGAUUGCACUAGAGGCUGAAGAUAGUUCAUUCUCAGAUCUUGAUGAUCUUGCAAAUACAUUCUCAAAGCUAAGAAGAGAUGUUAACCUACCAAAGCAUAUUGGGGUAAAUAACCUUGGGACUUCUUUUUCAAGAGAAAGUUCUGCUGCUGCUGACUGGGCUCCAGAAUUUGAAUCCCCACUCUGGCCUGAUCAGUACGUGCAAGGUGCUAAGCAAGGACCAAAUGGCAAUGGCUGGUGGCCUCCACAGCACCAUUCUUCUCUCCUUGCUGAUUCCAGAUUGCACAGAACAUCCUCAUCCCCUCAGCAACAGGAACAACACAAUCAUAACGAACCUGUUCUUGGACCAAGGCCAUCUCUUUUGCACCGUACAUCCUCAUACCCACAAAAGGAGCCUCAGUACAAUCCUGCUGAAGUCAUUCCUGCUCCAAAUGCACCAUACAUGUCAAACCAUCCACCUGGUGGUCCACCCAAUUCAGUGCCUCGACAACCACAUCAGAUGAACAUGCCACCUUUCAAUGAAUUUCAGAUGCAUAUGUCUGCACAAAGUGAUGCCCCAUUCUCCCAGUUUCCUCGUGGAGGGACACCUCCAGAGCCAUUGUUUGGUGGAAACCAGGCCCAUAUGAUUUCAACAGGCUUCUCAACUAACAGCAGUGGACAACAAGGUCAUCUGCUGAAUAAUGGGCAGUUUCAUGGGGAAACUGCCAGCAACAUGCCAAAUUUGCUGCCAAACCAUCUACAACGUCCGAAUACAUUCAUGCCCCAUCAAAUGCUGACAAUACGCCAACAGCAUGGCAUGCUCCCAAUUCAGCAAUCUUCACAGCAGUCAUCAAGAACACAGGCACACAUGUUUGGCCCCCAGCAUCCACCACAAAUGAUGAAUAGGUUUGAUAAUUUUGGGAUGCCUGAGUUCAGUGAUCCAAGAACAAGAUCAUCAAUGCACCAUGGAAGGCAAGGUCACCAUUUUCCUCUCCAAGGCUCUGAGUUUGGUAUUAUGAAGAUGGGUAAUGGGAGGUCAAGGUUUAGAUCCAAGUAUAUGUCCACUGAAGAACUUGAAAACAUUUUAAGAAUACAGCAUGCCGCCACUCACAUAAAUGAUCCAUACAUCGAUGAUUAUUACCAUCAAGCUUGUCUGGCCAGCAGAUAUGUGGAUGGAAGGUCGAAGCAUCGCUUCUACCCAACCUUGAUUCGGGAUCCAUCAUCAUGUGCACGGAGCAAGGAUGAGCCACAUGCAUACCUUAAGGUCGAUGCCCUUGGGAGACUGCCAUUUUCUUCCAUCCGGAGGCCACGUCCACUUCUUGAUGUUGAACCAGCUUCUGCAACUGACGAUAACUCUCUUAUUUCAAAGCCUCUUGAUCAGGAACCUCUGCUAGCUGCUAGGAUCACGAUUGAGGAUGGACUCAACCUACUACUUGAUAUAGAUGAUAUUGAUCGCUUGCUUCAAUUUAGCCAGCAGCAAGAUGGUGGUUUACAACUUAAAAACAGAAGGCAAUCUCUCCUUGGUCAGCUGGCAGAAUCACUGCAGUUGGUUGAUCCACUAGGUCCAAAUAAAAACACACAUUUGUCUGCAAAUGAUGAUUUGGUAUUUCUUCGCAUUGUUUCUCUACCCAAGGGCCGGAAACUACUUUCACGCUAUAUCAACCUCAUGGUACCUGGUAGCGAUCUUGCAAGGAUAGUUUGCAUGGCAGUAUUCCGGCAUCUGAGGUUUGUGUUUGGAAAUUUACCGUCUGAUGAUGGUUCAGCUGAGACAGUAACUAAACUAGCUAGUGCUGUAGCUGCAUGCAUUCGUGGGAUGGACUUAAGUGGGCUCAGUGCUUGUCUUGCAGCAAUUGUGUGCUCGUCUGAGCGUCCACCUCUUCGACCCCUUGGAUAUGCUGCUGGUGAUGGUGCCACUGUCAUCAUAAAGUCUGUCCUGGAUAGAGCAACAGAGCUUCUCACUGAGCAGCCUGCUGCACCAGACUAUAGCGCUCCAAACCGAGCCCUAUGGCAAGCAUCGUUUAAUGCUUUCUUUGGGCUGCUUACUAAGUAUUGUGUGAGUAAAUUUGACAGCAUGGUUCAUACUAUGCACAAGCACCCUGCUGCUGCAACAGCGAUACGCAAGGAACUUCCAGUUGAGCUUCUGCGUGCCAGUCUUCCUCACACAGAUGAGCAACAGCGCAGACUAUUGCUUGAGUUCGCCCAGCGUACUGUGCCUGUCGCUGGCCAUAGUUCUGACGGGUGA
Molecule: messenger RNA, 2487 nt
Organism: Miscanthus lutarioriparius
Lineage: Eukaryota; Viridiplantae; Streptophyta; Magnoliopsida; Poales; Poaceae
Source: the annotation of a GenBank genome assembly